This is a messenger RNA of Sphaerodactylus townsendi, 2774 nucleotides long. It is a transcript of the gene SSBP2, whose product is annotated as single stranded DNA binding protein 2. The record is from RefSeq and is a predicted model, not a curated record. Gene Ontology annotation, cellular component: nucleus. Gene Ontology annotation, molecular function: single-stranded DNA binding; protein binding. Gene Ontology annotation, biological process: positive regulation of transcription by RNA polymerase II. NCBI's taxonomy places the organism in Eukaryota, Metazoa, Chordata, Lepidosauria, Squamata, Sphaerodactylidae. Bases 102 to 1307 code for a protein of 401 amino acids. The transcript has 18 exons.
AAUAGCGCGUGUGUGUGGCGGCGUCUCCAUGGUGACUGGGCUGUUCCUGGGGAGGCUGUGAUGGGUUGACAGGUGCGUGACAGUCGGAGCUCUCUGCAGGCAUGUACGGCAAAGGCAAGAGCAACAGCAGCGUCCCGUCCGACAGCCAGGCCAGGGAGAAGUUAGCAUUGUAUGUAUAUGAAUAUCUGCUCCAUGUAGGAGCACAGAAAUCAGCUCAGACGUUCUUAUCAGAGAUAAGAUGGGAAAAGAACAUCACAUUGGGCGAACCCCCAGGAUUCUUACAUUCUUGGUGGUGUGUUUUUUGGGAUCUCUACUGUGCAGCUCCAGAAAGACGUGAAACGUGUGAACACUCAAGUGAAGCUAAAGCCUUUCAUGACUACAGCGCUGCAGCAGCUCCCAGUCCAGUGCUAGGAAACAUUCCCCCAGGAGAUGGCAUGCCAGUAGGUCCUGUACCACCGGGUUUUUUUCAGGGACCUGCAGGUUCACAGCCUUCACCCCAUGCACAGCCCCCCACUCACAACCCCAGCAAUCCCACGAUGGGACCUCAUGGUCAGCCAUUCAUGUCUCCCCGGUACCCAGGAGGCCCCAGGCCACCUUUAAGGAUACCCAAUCAGGCACUUGCAGGUGUCCCAGGAAGUCAGCCAUUAUUGCCUAGCGGAAUGGAUCCAACACGACAACAAGGUCAUCCAAAUAUGGGCGGGCCAAUGCAAAGAAUGACUCCUCCUAGAGGAAUGGUUCCACUAGGACCUCAGUCUGACCCUUGGUUAUCAUUGCAGAACUAUGGAGGUGCAAUGAGACCCCCACUGAAUGCUUUAGGUGGCCCUGGAAUGCCUGGAAUGAACAUGGGUCCAGGAGGUGGUAGACCUUGGCCAAACCCCACAAAUGCUAAUUCUAUACCAUACUCUUCUGCAUCACCAGGGAAUUAUGUAGGCCCACCAGGAGGUGGAGGACCUCCAGGAACACCCAUCAUGCCUAGUCCAGCAGAUUCAACUAACUCGGGAGAUAACAUGUACACGCUAAUGAAUGCAGUGCCACCUGGACCCAACAGACCUAAUUUUCCAAUGGGACCAGGAUCUGAUGGGCCAAUGGGUGGACUGGGUGGAAUGGAUUCGCAUCAUAUGAAUGGAUCACUAGGCUCCGGAGACAUGGACAGUAUCUCCAAAAACUCGCCCAGUAAUAUGAGCAUGAGCAAUCAGCCCGGGACUCCUCGUGAUGAUGGUGAAAUGGGUGGGAACUUCCUAAAUCCUUUUCAGAGUGAAAGCAAAUGCCCAAGUGUCAUUUUGGAGGAUUUGGCAUGCAGCAUUUAAGCAUUAAAUACAACUAAGGUAGGUUACCAAGAUCUAAUUCAUUUGAAGUUGUAAUACAAUUUCAUCAUCUAGUAAUCUAGUCCAUUUGAAAUUUUCAGAGUAAUAUUCUAAUAUAUGAGUAAUAUUUUAGUGCAUGAAUAUUAGAAUUUUCUUUUGAACAAGCUCGAAUUUGGGACAGAAAAUAAGAUCUAAUGAAAAAGGACCCACAUUUAAUAUGAAAUAACUGGAUCUGAGCAUAAAUAUAUUCUGUUUCCCAUGUCAUAGGUGUUGUCACAUUAAAGAUUUUACAGUUUACUGUGAUGACACUAAGUACUCUUGCCUCACUGAUAUACAUGUGGAGAUAUGUGGAAGCAUAGGCUGCCCCAUUCCAUCAACCUUGGGAGAAUGCUCCCAUGCAGGUGGUACGUGGAUGUUAUAUCAUCUUGAAAUUUGACAAGGUUUGCUCAAAUGGAACUCCACGUGGACAUUGGAGCUCACUUGCUCACUGGAGCGGUUCUUGGAGCUUCCUUGGUCACUGGGCUGGUUCUUACUGGACAAUAAAAUGUUCAGAUUUUGAAACUGCAUGCGUUGUUAAUGCAUGAGUGCUGAGCUUGUAGAAUAUUGGUUCCUUGUCUUCAGCUUGCUUUUUUAAGCCAUGCAGAAACAGUUAUAUGCCUUAAUGUAACUAACUUUGGGGAAGACAUGUGGCUUUUUUCUGUUCCAUACUACCCCAAACUAUUUUUCCAUUCUAUACUACUCAAAUAUUUGUUAACCUGAAGUAUGUAAUCAUGUAUCCUAUAGUUAACAUCUUAGCAACUUGCCUAGAUUUCUUUUGUAGUUUUACAUGUAAAAUAUGCAAGGAAGCCAUUCUCUUAUAAAUGGGAGAAUUUGCCAUAGCUAUAUAUAUCUUUUUUAGAAUACACCAUUUUACCAAAGUGCAAUUUUUGUUUUCUAAUAUGACAUAAUCCAUUUCCCGCCCACAUUUCUUUUGAGGAAGAGAGGGUUAUAAAUAUUUUUUCUUGCAAAGUUAAAUGACAUCUCAGAUCAUUAAUUCCUCCAUGUUUUUUUAAAAAAUAGGGCUUUGCUAUGUAGCUUUCAAAAAAUCUGACCUAAAAUCUAAUGCAUAUGCCAAUAAUCAUGUGUAAUCUUAUGUUACUAAAUUAGAAAGAUGUCUUUAUAUGUUUGGGGCAUGAUCCAAAGGGCCAAACAUAGUUUUCUGCACAUGCAUUUCUCCUUCUACCUAGCUGUAUUUGAGUGUCCCCUUUGCAACAAUGUGAAAUAACAGUUGGGAGUGACACAGCCAUUGGUUGCUGGUAAAUAAUGAUAUAUACAAAUACUGAGUUACACUAAGCCAGGGUCUCCAACUUUUUUUAGACUCCCAACUUUGGAAUUCUGAUACAGGGUAGUACCCUGUUUCCCCGAAUAUAAGACAUCCCCUAAAAAUAAGACAUAGUAGAGGUUUUGCUGAAGUGCGAAAUAUAAGGCAUC